CAACGCGUCUGUAUCAGUACGAUACUGUGUUUGCGUGUAAUACAAUAAUGUAUAUAUAUAUUAAUCGUCUGUCUCGCUCCCUCCUACAUUCGGAGCGCUGCUCGAUCUGCUUGGCUCACUCCACUCGCCUCGCGAGCGCGGCCUGCCUAACUGACUCGUCGUCCGCCCGCUUCGACGAUUCAGCGGGCUGCUGCUCGAUUGCGGCAGACUACGGCUGGCUGUUUUGCUAAGUCUAGUGUGUUGAGUGUGUAUGUACAGCGAAUGUCGCGCGAGUUUCUUUCGAGUCGUCGAGUGGCAGUGCGCGCAUGGCUUCGACUCUAUCGUGCAAAUAACCUACAAAUAAAAAAAUAACAAAAACUGAACUUGGGAGCUUGUCGCAGUGCUGCUGCUAUAAGUCUACUACUGUUGUGCUGCCAUUCCGCACAGUGCAUCGCGCGCGCGAGUGUUUUUGUUAUUAGUGUGUUUGUUUCUCGCUACAGAGAUUGUUAUCGACAUGUCGACGUCGUCGUUGUCGUAGCGAGUUUAAUGUGAUCGUAAGUUGCUGUGUGUUGUUCUGUCGUGAAUAUUUAUUCGUGUAUAUGUGCACGCCACACCAAGUGCCAACAUAGAGGAGGCUAAUAAACGAAUCUGAGAGUUAAUUUUGAUGCGAUCAAAUACGCUUUUGACGCAAUUGUGAGAAGAUAUUACGAUGCAGACGGAGCUAAUGUAUCGUAAAACGGAAUCUUUGACGUCUCAACAGCUGCAACAGCAGAAUCUGGCCCUGAUGGCGUCGAGCUCUGCACCGUCAAGCACGAGCAGUACGCCGCAGCACCAGGCCCGCGGUAUCGCUAGGCGCGAUGGUGACAAAAAAAACGGCCGGGACACGCGCGAGACCAUCCACUCGGGCCACUUCAUGGUCUCGGAUUUCGAGGCUGAGGCCCAGGACGACGAGGACGAAUUGGCGGUGCCGGUGCCGGAGGAGCAACCAGAGACUCGGCUUGCGAUCGUCGCGACCAACGGGGCCCAGCGUUCGUCCAUAAUUGACGGUCACCUGGUUGUCGGCGUUGCUUCUGUCGACAGUGAGAACAAUGCCGUGACGAUCGAGACGUCGCUCAACAAACUUUUCCAGUGCAUGUCUUUGGCUUAUAGACAGAAGUUGACGUCACCGAAAUGGAAUCGAUUCAAAGGCAUACGUCUACGAUGGAAAGACAAAAUUCGCCUGAACAACUGCAUCUGGCGAUGCUGGCACAUGCAGUUUAUUAUAAAGAAGAGUAGUCUAGCUUGUCAGUUUGCUUCACCUCUCGACGUAAAUACGCAUGACAAGCCCGAGGCUGUAGUAUUAGAGGGUAAAUACUGGAAGCGAAAAUUGGCCGCAGUCACCGCAGAGUACAAAAAAUGGCGCAUGUUUUAUCGAAAUCGAAUUUUUGGUUGGCCAAACCGAGAUGGAGUCUUGGAAGCCAUGGACACGAUGGAUUGGGGCGACAGUGGCUGGGAGAACAGCUUGCAAGUCAACAAUUUCGGAGGAGGUCCGAAUAUGAUUUCGGAUGACAGUAUGAACAUGAUGGUUGACGAAGACUAUAUGCAGCUCAUGACCGAUACAUUGUUCACAACAAUUGGUCAGCCGAUAUAUUUUCCCGAUACCCGUGAAAUCGCCCGCGGCGUGGGUUUAGCCGAUCUCAUUCAACCAAGUUUGGGUCCACUGCAGCCAACUCUCGACGACUUCAUUAACGUAUUGGAACCUCUUCAAGAAUACUUGACUUCAAAAAUACCUAUGCAACCCGAAGAUGACGUCUAUGGUCAAGGUGCCGCCUCACUCACUGCAACCUCUUACCCUGAGAUCGACCUCCUGUCUUCGAUGAACCAAGUCCCAUCUGUUAGUCUGAGCGGCGGGACAGUUUCGUCGAGUGCCGUUUCGCCAAUCUUGUCUAUAGCUACGACUAAUCAGCAUCAGCCACCGUCCAUGCAAACCGACGAAAGCGUUGCCUUGCAAAAUCUACAGUACACCGCCAAGAUGUACACACAAGCUCAACAACAACAACAACAACAACAGUUACAACAAAUGCAACAGCAAAAUAGUUCACUUUUCAGUAAUAAUUCAAAUCUAAAUCAAAACUUCAACAUAACUUCCCAAAAUUUUGAACAUCAACAAGUACAGAAACAGCAGGCACUACCCAUGAUAAGGGAAAAAUCACAGCGACAAAGUAGAGGACAUAUGCGUGCUUCGAAAUUAAAUGCACAUCAGCAGACCCGACAACAGUCGCAACAGUCGACCUAUCAAUUAAUUUCACAACCCCAACCACAACAAUUGGCGUACCAAAGAGAUUUCAGAUCUCUGGAUCUUCAGAGCACGAGUCUUGGGCUUGAUUCUAAUCAGCUGCAAUUAGUCAUGACUGAGGCAAACUCUCAAACGCUAAUGAAUUCGUCAGAACCGAUUUUUUCGACUGCACAGGCACACGAUCUAGGUUCUUCGUACACUGAGCCACCACAAGUCAAACAGAUGAAGCAAGAUAUUUCUCAUAAACCUUAUACAAAAAGAAAUCCUCCUGGAUACAAAUUUUCCCCGCCUACCGGUUCGUUCGAUGCUCAACAAUGCAAGUUUACUAGUAAUUUGAGGCCAACAAUGCCAGCAACACAAAUGCAGCAGCAGCAGUCAGUGGUCACGCGUACGAGUCAACAAACGCCGCAGUCGCACAUUCUCAUACAACCAAACAACGCAAUGGAUUACAGAGUGUCAACUUUUCAAUCGCCAAAAUUGUUACCCAGACCUCCGAAUAGCCAAGUUGUCGAGGCUCCAGAAGAGGUGUUUGCCGUGCCAAAAUAUCAAAAAAUAUCAAAGAAUCGAUCUCGAAGCAGUUCGUUAAAUGUGAUAAAAAAUGCUCCGAAAAACGUGGCCAUAGUUCAACCAGGACCCUUGAUAGCAACAGUAAGUGACCCGACUUUGAAUGUUAACAGCAACACCCUACUCACACAGUUACUGAGUAAAAAUCCAGGAAAUUUAUAUGCAGUAACAUCUGCUCAUCCCAGUCCCGAUCAACGUCCUACCAGCCAAAAUCAGUCCGUAAUUGGUGCAAAACAUAUACUGCCAGUAUCGACGACAAACGUAACUGCUAGAACCCAGAACAUUAUCAAUGCACCCCAUCAUAUCAACACAUCGACUACUCUACAACCAAUACACACAAUUACCAGUGUUCAUGACCAGACGCAACAGCAGACUAAUUCAAACCAAGCUAUGCUCGUUACAACCAACCUUCAAAGUCCAAGCCAAAGCGGUAGCAACCCGAAUUCGCCUAAUGAUAGUAGUUCCAAUGCACCUGGAGCUGUGCAUAGUCCGCAAAGUCUGAGUUUAAGUCCAUUGCAUAGCCCUAUGAACGUGGGAAGCCCUCUAUCACCGAGUCGAAAUUAUGUUAGAGGGGAGUCGGAGCGUGGUCAGUACAGGGAACAACGACGUGUUGGACACAUUCAUGCCGAGCAAAAAAGACGAUGCAAUAUUAAAAAUGGCUUCGAUACUCUUUAUAAUCUAAUACCACAGCUCAAUAGUAAUCCAAAUACUAAAAUGAGCAAGGCAGCUAUGUUGCAGAAAGGUGCUGAUUAUAUCAGGACGCUUCGGAGUGAGCGACAUAUUAUUAGGACGGAAGUGAAUGAUAUGAAAUUAAAGCUGGAAUCUUUGAAUCAAGAAAUUGCAUGUGUUCACAACAAGUUACCUGCUGAAGGAGCUCCAGUUACGAGUCAAAGGUCUAUUAAAAUGAAAGAAAUGUUCGAUGAAUAUGUCAAACUCAAGACGCACGAUAAUUGGAAGUUUUGGAUUUUCAGUGUAUGUAUUCAGCCGUUAUUUGAUUCUUUCAAUGCAUCGGUUUCAACGACUAGUAUGGAUGACUUAUGCGAAACUACCAAAAAAUGGGCCGGUGAUAAAUGUUCAUUAGCGAUGCUUAGACCAGCUCUCCUAAUGGAAUUGAGGGAUUUGUCAAAAAGAACUAACGUUGUUUAUGAUGCAACAAGUCUUGCUGAAGCAGCUAUUGCAGCAGUCGGCAAACUUGAUAAUCCGAAUCCUCGAAACGAUUCAAUGCAAGGUUGAAUUGUACGUUAUAUUUUUGUAACUUCAAAAAGUCAUUCUCUCAGCCUGAUAUGAAGCUGAAAAAAACAGUUACCGCAGAUUAUUUAUUAUUUCAGAAAAUUUUGAUGGAAAACUUUGGAGACUGCAUGUGCGUUACAGUAUGUGUCAAAUUGAUACAUUUUUGUGGUUUCGUUAAAUGCUGGAUGCAAAACAUGCAAUUUCUUAUGUAUCGACGUUCACUUACUUAUAAGUGUCAAUCGUAUUAGAAUUAUAAAAGUACAAAUGUAAAGACAUUUCUUGAAAGCGUAUAAUUAAUAAUCUAUCUCAAUUUUUGUGUCAUUUGUUAAUUCUCAAAAUUAAUUGAGCAAAUGUUGAAUGAGAAUGAUCAUUGAUUUUGUAUAAUAAUAUUUGCUAAAUUUUACUGUAAAUUGCAACUGACUACAACAUUUGAAAAGAUAAAAAUAUUUUGACAUUCCAAUGAGAAGCUUGACAACUUUUUAUAAGCAUUGCAAAUUUGUUAAUUUUCUAUUUGAUUACCACGCUGCUAUAUGUUUGAAAAUAAAUUUACAAAAAUAAAUUUUAAUUUCAAUGCACAUAACGAAAUGAAGUGAUCAAUAUUAUUGUUUUAUGAAAUUAUGAUAUCCCAGAAAUAUUUUAUUAUUAAAAGUAUAAAUGACAACAAUUUUUUAAUAAAUUCAACAUGGUAGGAUUGUAAUAUUGCAAUGAAUGUCCGAAGAUUCGCAUAAAUAAUGAGUUUUAAAAGAUAAAAAUGAUAAAUUUUGCAUUUUCAUGUAAAAAAUUUAUGAUAAAGAUUUAAAUAGGUGAAGGAGUAUUAUUUGCAAAUGUUACUUAGAUACAAUUCUAUUUAAAAAUCUAAUGCGGCCUGCAAAAAAUUAUUUUUGAUAUGUUUAACGCAACGUCA
This is a messenger RNA of Trichogramma pretiosum, 4952 nucleotides long. It is a transcript of the gene Mondo, whose product is annotated as carbohydrate-responsive element-binding protein. The record is from RefSeq and is a predicted model, not a curated record. Gene Ontology annotation, biological process: regulation of transcription by RNA polymerase II. Lineage: Eukaryota; Metazoa; Arthropoda; Insecta; Hymenoptera; Trichogrammatidae. Gene Ontology annotation, cellular component: nucleus. The transcript has 17 exons. The coding region runs from base 689 to 4051 and encodes 1120 amino acids. Gene Ontology annotation, molecular function: DNA-binding transcription factor activity, RNA polymerase II-specific; protein dimerization activity; RNA polymerase II cis-regulatory region sequence-specific DNA binding.